Molecule: messenger RNA, 867 nt
Organism: Ambispora leptoticha
Lineage: Eukaryota; Fungi; Glomeromycota; Glomeromycetes; Archaeosporales; Ambisporaceae
Source: the annotation of a GenBank genome assembly
AUGGAUUCUUGCGAAAUGUUGGAUCCUGAGAUUCAUAAUGACGAAUCAAAUCAAAUAUUGCAUGAAUUAAUUACAAAAUUUGAUUUAUUAAACCAACAGCUUGUUGACGACGACCAACUCGCCGCGCUCAUUAACACUUGGCUUGAAGAAAACAGAUUUGACGCCACGAAUAUAUUUAAGCUUGUUUGUUCAAAUAUAGAAAAAAUAAGGACACCUUCAUUACUUGGAAUCUUUUAUAGUUUUGGCAUUGGAACUCCGCGAAAUGAAAUAUCUGCUUUACGCUGGUUCGACAUAGCUGCAAAACUCCAUGACCCAUUAUCUCAAUGCAUGAUAGGCCAAUGGUUUCAAGAUCAACAUGAUUUCAAUAGGGCAUUUCAUUGGUAUAAACUUUCAGCAACCCAAAAUCAUCCACAUAGCCAAUUCCUCCUCGCUUCUCUUAUUUGCGUAAGAUGUACUGACAACAUUGAACAUAAUCAAGAAAAAGCAUUCGAGUGGAUGUUAAAAGCUGCUUCAAAAAAUCAUCUAAAAGCCCAAUAUUUUCUCGGUAAUUUUUACUACCAUGGUACUGGAAUACCAUCUAAUUACGAGAAAGCAUUUAGUUGGUACAAAAUAGCAGCGAGUCGUGGUCAUGAAAAAGCAAUUAACGAAGUCGCUGAGUGUUAUGAAAGGGGUUGCGGCACCGUUUGUAAUACACGAAAAGCCUUCUAUUGGUAUCUCAAAGCAGCGAGUUUCAAUGGUUUCGAAUCCUGCGAUUCAAAAUUAACAGUAGCUGAAUAUUAUAACAAUGGAUUCGGUACGGAAAAAGAUAUUCAUCAGAAACUUAAGUGGUAUCGUAGAGCAUCUCGUUAUAAAUCAAUAUCCUUUUAA